CGCGCGCGACUGAGCCUCGCCGACGCCCGUUGCCUUGGUCACGAAUGGUAAACAAACCGAAGCAAGCCGAAGCUAGCCGAACGCCCAUCUGAUCGACUCGAUCGUUUCGUAAACGUUAUUAUUGUUCAGGGCGCGUGCAGAGCAGACAACACACAGCAAUGGACUGUCCAACCCACGACCGGAUGCUGGCCCAGAAGUGCGCCCAGCAGCUCGCCACGGAGCGCGACCCCAUCGAGCGCUUCAAGCUGAUGGCGCUGAAGCACGGCUGCUCCGGCAUCAAAAGCAUUGGCACAAAAUUCCGACUGAUGGACACUUCCGGUGACCGCAAGCUGACAUUUGAUGAGUUCGUGGAAGGAUGUCAGAGAGUGGUUGCCCGGAUGUCGAAAGAGGAACUGAAAACUGUUUUCGACGCGUUCGACAAGGACGGAAACGGCUAUAUGAAUUAUGAUGAAUUUCUGGCCGCCGUCAGGCCAGGAAUGUCUGAAGCACGCAAACGGCUGGUGAUGGAUGUGUUCAUCAGGCUAGACAAGACGGGUGACGGGGUCAUCACUGUUGACGACAUCCUGGACUCAUACAACGUCCGCUCGCACCCGAAGUACCAGAACGGGGAGAUGAGCAAGAAGGAGAUUCUCACGCAAUUCCUCACCAACUUCGAGGUUGGCGAUCACGUGGACGGAACAGUCACGAGGAAGGAAUGGGAAGAUUACUAUGCUGGCAUCAGCCACAGCAUCGACGAUGACAGCUAUUUCAGACUGAUGAUGAACAAUUCUUGGAAUCCUCCACCACCGUUUCCGCGAAAAUAAAGAUGUAAGGUUUGAAGAUCUAUCGGAUGUCUACACCGCUCACUCUCGAUGUGAAUAAUUUCAAACUUACAUAAUAGUGACAUUGAAGUGUGAGAGUUUGACCACAGAUUGUCAUGGUUGUUCACCUGUGAUGUUUUUACAUCAAUUUUUAAUACUGUUUGGAGACAUUUUUGACUAUUGUGUAUUCUUUGAAAAUGUUAUCUUCUUCACUCAUGGUGACGGUGCUUCUCACCAUAGUUUAUUGUUUGUUUGAAAAAGUGAUCUUGUCAUUGUGCAACAUCUGUUUUACUGUUGCGGAAAAUGAUUGUAACUUGCUCACUAUGUACAAUGAAGACACUGUUUGUCAUGAUUAAAAAGGAUGAAAUGUA
Messenger RNA from Pomacea canaliculata, 1171 nucleotides. Its product is annotated as calcyphosin-like protein. Bases 159 to 803 code for a protein of 214 amino acids. Gene Ontology annotation, molecular function: calcium ion binding. The record is from RefSeq and is a predicted model, not a curated record. Lineage: Eukaryota; Metazoa; Mollusca; Gastropoda; Architaenioglossa; Ampullariidae. The transcript has 5 exons.